Molecule: messenger RNA, 772 nt
Organism: Diversispora eburnea
Lineage: Eukaryota; Fungi; Glomeromycota; Glomeromycetes; Diversisporales; Diversisporaceae
Source: the annotation of a GenBank genome assembly
GAAAAAUUCUUAGUAAAAGACAAACAAAACAGCAAAAUGAAUCAGGAAUGAGUAUAGAAAAUGGGAGCAGAUGUCCAAGAUGGUCAACAGCAAUUUAUGGAACUAGACUUAAUGAGUUAGAUACAACCAGAAGAAUCCUAAAGUCAAAGGCAAUGAGUGUCACAAGAGACAUUAUUGCAAAAACUUAUGGAUCAAAAGCUAAUAGUAUAGGCAAAGAAAAUACAGAUAAUAAUAUGAAAGCAAUUGAUAAUACAAAAAAAGAUGAAAAAGGUAAAGGGAAAGAGAUUAUCACUGAAACAGAAAAAGAAAAUAAUGAAACAAAUGAGCAAAAUAUUACAAAUACAAAAACAGAAGAUAAUGGAUCAGUAAACUCAGAAGAUAGUUUCUUAAGUGUACAUGAGGAAUGGAGAAAAAAAAUUAAUUUACAAAAGUAUAAAGCAUGGAUUAAAACAGGAGAAGUUCAUGGAAAAAACUUAAAAGACAAAAUUGAAAUUACAGGAGAAUGUAGAGCUAAAAUAGUAAAUACAGUUUUGAAAACUUGUCACAGAUGUCAUGCAGAAGAUCAUCUUGUGAUCAUUUGUCUUGUGGCAAAAGAUUUUGAAAAAUAUGGACAAUUAUAUAAAAGACAAAGGCCACAACUAUAUAAAUCUCUAAUGGGAAGAAUUAACAUGGGAACAAGUUACUCAGAUGCUGUUAAAAAUAAUAUAAAUAGAAAAACUAAAAAUAAUAUAAUGGAAAAGAAUGAUACAACAAAUGAAAAUAUUAUGAACAU